AUGGGGCAUUCAAUAACAUGGGAAUAUAGUGAGGAGUCCGAGGCCGAGGAGAUGGCCGCCCGCUGCACCUACUGCGGGCGUUUCUGCAACAAAAGGGCCAUUCAUGGCAAGACAGGUCUCUGCUACCCGUGCAGAGAGACCCUCCGCAAGGAGGGUGAUAAAAGAGCCCUGGAAACGGACUCUGAUACUGAGAGUGCUUCCUCCGGCCGCGGGGCCGAGGAGAGCGAGCCCGUAAAGGGCCAUCCUGCUGCCAUAACCGAGGCAGAGGAUGACUCUCAGUCAGUCAAGUCAGAGGAAGGGACCGCUCGCAGUAAUGUCUGCUCGAGAUGCUGGGCCACAGAGGCGACGGGGACGCUCUACAACUCUCCAGUCUGUGACGACUGUUACCACCUCGCACAGGCCAAUCGCAAGCGAUUCCAGCCACCGAACCCGCAUCUACAGGCAGGUAAACGGUUGACAAGGGUCUGCGAUUCCUGCCGUCAGAAGAGAAAACGCUGCGAGCACCGCCGAGUCGUCGAUGCCACUGAUCCGGAAGCGCACUGCCGUAAGAGAGGGAGAAAGAGAAAAUGUGAAGAGAUCAGUGAGGAUAAGAAAGAAAGCGACAACAGCAAGGACCCCACAAGCAGGGAGGAAGAACAAGCAGAAAUUAUUGUUGUUGAUGAUCCUGCAGAAGAACCUGGCUGUUCCGAUGAGAACAUGAAUCACGCCAUCAAGGAGUCUCUUGACACCGUAUACAAGAGGGAACUGCUGAAACUCGAGGCCAUAGCGGACGAGAAGGUCAAUGAAGCCAACCGGGCCUUGGAUGCCGUCCGUAACCAUCUACACCACUGGCUCGAACAUGUCAGAAAUGGAAACUCUCUCGGCAAUCAACAACUACCAGAGCAGCAACAGGAGAAACCGGAGCAAUUGGAGCACCAAACACAACCACCACAGCCAGCGGCUCAAGAAGAGUGUGUUUGA
Nannizzia gypsea CBS 118893 is the source of this 960-nucleotide messenger RNA. RefSeq lists its product as hypothetical. Bases 1 to 960 code for a protein of 319 amino acids. Lineage: Eukaryota; Fungi; Ascomycota; Eurotiomycetes; Onygenales; Arthrodermataceae. The record is from RefSeq and is a predicted model, not a curated record. The transcript has 4 exons.